AUGUUCCUUAGAAACGCGUACAGGAAGUCCCAUGCUAGUACCAAGAGGUUCUUUGCCUCUGUAGCUGUAGACUAUGAUUUCUCAGAGACCCCCAAUCUAGAUGAGAUCCAUCUCAAGAGUCCAAAGAAGAAGACCAAGAUUAAUCUCUGAACAGCCAUUAGAGAUGCAAUGGAUACAGCAAUGGAAACUGAUGAUUCUUCUAUCCAUUUUGGAGAGGAUGUCAAGUUUGGAGGAGUAUUCAGAUGUAGUGUUGGCCUCCUUGAAAAAUAUGGCAAUGAUAGAGUAUUCAACACUCCUCUUUGUGAACAGGGAAUCGCUGGAUUUGCUAUUGGAACAGCAUGUUCAGGAGCAACCACAAUCGCAGAAAUGCAAUUCGCAGAUUAUAUUUUCCCUGCCUUCGAUCAAAUCGUCAAUGAGGCAGCAAAAUAUAGAUAUAGAUCAGGUGAUGAAUUUAAUUGUGGAAGUCUAACAAUCAGAACUCCGUGCUCUGCUGUUGGUCAUGGAGCUCAUUACCACAGUCAAAGUCCAGAAGCUUACUUUGCUCACACUCCAGGCCUCGUCCUCGUCAUGCCCAGAAGCCCCAUCCAAGCCAAAGGACUUCUGCUCUCCUCAAUCAGGUCCAAAGACCCUGUCAUAUUCUUCGAACCCAAAGCUUUGUACAGAAUUGCUGAAGAAGAAGUUCCAGAUGAAGACUACGAAAUCCCUCUAGGCCAAGCCGAAGUCCUCACUGAAGGCUCUGAUGUGACCCUUGUUGGGUACGGAAUCCAAAUGAGGAAACUCAUUCUGGCAGCCGAAAUGGCCAAGAAAGACGGCAUUUCGUGAGAAGUCAUCGACCUCAGGACCAUUCUCCCAUGGGAUGCUGACACUGUCGAGCAAUCUGUCAAGAAAACAGGCAGACUCAUUGUGUCACACGAAGCUCCAAUCACAAACGGAUUCGCAAGCGAAGUAUCAUCAAAGAUACAGGAGAGAUGUUUCUUGCACUUAGAAGCACCAAUCAAGAGAGUGUGCGGAUACGACACACCAUUCCCACUGGUAUACGAGCCAAUAUAUUUACCAGAUCAGUACAAAGUAUAUGAGGCAAUCAAGCAAACUGUGAACUUUUAA
Molecule: messenger RNA, 1104 nt
Organism: Moneuplotes crassus
Lineage: Eukaryota; Ciliophora; Spirotrichea; Euplotida; Euplotidae
Source: the annotation of a GenBank genome assembly